Messenger RNA from Propithecus coquereli (Coquerel's sifaka), 1369 nucleotides. RefSeq names its product interleukin 1 receptor, type II (gene IL1R2). The record is from RefSeq and is a predicted model, not a curated record. The transcript is spliced from 9 exons. NCBI's taxonomy places the organism in Eukaryota, Metazoa, Chordata, Mammalia, Primates, Indriidae. Gene Ontology annotation, molecular function: interleukin-1 binding; interleukin-1, type II, blocking receptor activity. Bases 65 to 1339 code for a protein of 424 amino acids.
UCCCACUGAAGGUGAAAGUCUGGCCUGGCAGCCUUCCCCAGGCGAGAAGCAACAAGGUGAAAGAAUGCAGAGCUGCAGACUACAUGGUGUUGGACCUCAGAUCUCCACUUCCUGUGUCCUCCGGAAGUUGUCAGGAACGACGAUGUUCAGCUUGUACAUGUUGAUGAUGGGUGCUUCUGCCUUCAUCAUUCAGCCUGAGGCGCACACAGUGGCUGCGGGAAGCUGCCAAUAUCGCGGCAGGCAUUAUAAACGGGAACUCAGGCUGGAAGGGGAGCCUGUGGCCCUGAGGUGCCCACAGAUGCCGUAUUGGUUGUGGGACUCUGCCCGCCCCCAUGUCAACCUGACGUGGCGUAAAAAUGACUCUACUGGGACGAUACCAGGAGAAGAAGAGACUCGAAUGUGGGCCCAGGAUGGUGCCCUUUGGGUUCUGCCAGCCUUGCAGGGGGACUCUGGCACCUACAUUUGCACUGCCAGAAAUGCCUCUCACUGUGAUGAAAUGUCCAUUGAGCUCAGGGUUUUUGAGAAUGCAGAAGCUUCCCUGCCGUUGAUCUCAUACCCACAAUUUUUAACCUUGUCAACCUCUGGGAUGUUAGUGUGCCCUGACCUGAGUGAAUUCACCCGUAACAAAACUGACGUGAAGAUUCAAUGGUACAAGGAUUCUGUCCCUUUGGAUCAAGACGAUGAAAAAUUUGCAAGAGUGAGGGGGACCACUCGCUUGAUCGUGCAUGAUGUGUCCAUGGAGGAUGCGGGCUAUUACAGCUGCACCAUGACAUUUACCCACGGAGGCCGGCAAUACAACAUCACUAGGAGUGUUGAGCUACAUGUCAGGAAAAGAAAAGAGGAGACCAUUCCUGUGAUUAUUUCUCCUCUCAAGACCAUAUCAGCUUCUCUGGGGUCAAGACUGGUAAUCCCGUGCAAGGUGUUUCUGGGAGCCAGCACACCCUUAACCACGAUGCUAUGGUGGAAGGCCAACGACACCCUCAUAGACAGCGCCUACCAGGGAGGCCGUGUGACCGAGGGGCCACGCCAGGAAUAUUCUGAAAACAAUGAGAACUACAUUGAAGUGCCACUGAUUUUUGAUCCAGUCAUAAGAGAAGAUUUGAACACGGAUUUUAAAUGUGUUGUCCUUAAUAGCUGGAGUUCUCAGACACUACGCACCACAGUCAAAGAAGCCGCCUCCACGUUCUCCUGGGGGAUUGCGCUGGCUCCCCUUUCGCUGGUCUUCUUGGUUUUGGGGGGGAUAUGUAUGCACAGACGAUGCAGACACAGAACUGGAAAAGCACAUGGUCUGACCACGCUGAAGACUGGCCUUCAAGACUUCCAAUCCUAUCCCAAGUAAAAUAAACAGAAUGAAAUAUUCAAACACAAA